AUGGCGGCUUCUCGAGGAAAUCUGGCCAACCGAGAAGGUCUUCAGAAUCGUAUCUUCGCAGGGAAACUUGAUCAAAUUGAGCGGCAGUAUACAAACUUCUGGAACGUCCCCUGCGCCGCCGCGGACAUCGAGGCGUACGAAAAAAGAAUUACAGGGCACCAGUACGGUGGACUAGACAAAUGGAUCAAAGCAACGACACCUUUCACUGAUUGGCAACUCAACCCAGUAAACGAAGGUAAGGCCUUGGCCUACAAUAGACAUUGCCUCUUAAUUGGUAACCAUUCAUCAUUCGACGUCGUCCAGUACCCAGAAAACCCGGCACAAGCAGGUAUGUCUAUGAUCCAUAUUCUAGGUAUUCCUAGGGAGAACUUGUUCAACGGCGUGUCGCUGGGUUUCGACAACGUAUGUAUCAUUUGGAGAUUGAUCUGCCUAUUCAAGGUUGAAUGGCGCCGACCUCAGUUCCGCCAAGCCGUCUUAGAACACCAGAGACGUGCCAUCGAGAGCCGGAACAAUGCCGCCCCGGAUGACGCGAGACUCGAGGUUGCGGCGAGUCAUUGGCGUGAGCUACAAAGCAUGAUCAAUCUAAUCACGGAGGAUGACUUCGCUUUCGGUCUACACUUAUGGCCAGAUAACAGCAUCGGCCAUCUGCACCUUCAUAUUAUCGCCACGCCAGAGAUUUUCCGUAGAUAUAGUACCCUCGCCCACGACGAGAAGACUAAGGAUGCAUUAGAAGUUGUAGGCCACGUUCUCAGUAGAUAG
Molecule: messenger RNA, 759 nt
Organism: Hypoxylon trugodes
Lineage: Eukaryota; Fungi; Ascomycota; Sordariomycetes; Xylariales; Hypoxylaceae
Exons: 1
Coding region: 1-759 (252 amino acids)
Source: RefSeq, a predicted model, not a curated record